AUUUGAUUAGAUUUUGGGAUCGAUCGGGUCAAAGGUCAAGGUCAUGAAAAGGUCAAAAUCUUCUUUUUACCAUAGCGCGGUCAACUUUUAUCCAAUUGGCAUGCAACUAAUGCCAAAAUGUGGCGACGGUAUGCGCUCUACCGAGUGCCCGUUCUAGUUCUCUGUUUUAUUGCAGUCUUGUUCUGACAUGCAAACUGAACUGUGUUGCAGACAAAGAGUCAAAAUGAAGAAAACCCUGGAAGGUGCGUUGGCGCUCUGACCCUAGCGGGUGGCGUUAAUCCCUCAAAUUGCACUUCCAGGUUUUUACUUUCACUGACGCUCGUAGCGACGCGCCCCAGCAGAGAUAAUAAGCCCCGUACGUUUUUGUUCGGCUCUCAUCGCGCUUCAGUUCAGGAAAGCCGAGUCUGACUCUUACGCUAUUUAUGCAGGAAUGUCGAGAUGCAUUGUGGGUAGUAUUUGGUGGAUAUAAGUACUAUAGGUGCUGUGGCCUUUUAGGAUGUCACACAUCAAACUAGUGUUUUAGAUUACAAAUACUCCUCUUUUUUCUGAUAGUUUUAAUAUGAAUUGCACAAUAAAGACGAGCCUGAAAUCUUAUGAAUGCAAAAUCUCCAAAUUUAACAGAAACUUAACGGCAUGUUUAGUUCACUGCCUGAAUGUUUUUAAAAGCUGCCUAAUGGACCUUCUCUCUGUAACGUGGGGGCAAAGUUAUUUACAUGUAAUCUUGUAAAAUAAAGUGUUGAUGAUAAACUUUAAAUAAAUACAGUUGUACAGAUGUUUUCUUAAUAAAACACAAUUAAAACUACCAAUGACAACAUUUGUUUUAAUCAAUAAUAUUUGGUUAUUUUAAUCUAGAAUUAAAAAAAUAAUCUUAAGAAUAAUCAGCUAAUUAGUUUUUGAAAAAAUAAUUACAAAUAUAUUAUUAAGUGCAGCCCUAUUGAACAGUUGGUCUUCUUACAUAUUGUGUUUUUAAAUGAUUGUUUUGAGUGGGUGUGUGGGUGGGUGGUUGGGUGUGUGUGGUUGACGUCAUCUUUUUUUCUCCCCACCACUAGUGAAGUCGACGGUGGGACAACCAUCUGCCAGCUUGACUCCCCGAGCUGUCGCACAUCAACUUAAAGGGAGAGGGAGGUGGCGCUCUGUUGAUUGCGCAACUGCACACGACAUUUAACUUUUAGGGCAAAAAGCUGGUGAAUCCUACGAGGUGGUGGAAUACUGUGUGUCGUAAAAAGUCUGAUUCAAUGUCAAAGUUUGUGCAGAAUGCUGUUAAAUCUUAAUAAUGUGGAUAUUUUCUGAAGGAAUAUUUCUGCAGUACAUUAUCUGAUAAUAAUCUGCCCAAUUUAUGACCAGAACUUUUAAACUGCUGACAUGACUACGUUGUUCCUCGUUCUUUACGUUCCUUUUCUGUCAUUACUAGAACGCUGUAACGAUGUUGCUCCCGUGUCCCCGUUCCUUAGUUCAUCGGUUUGGAUCAAUAAUCGGAUUUUCUGAGAAAUCGAUGUUACGAACACAAGCAGUACAGAAACGGGCUGAAGUUCUGCAAACAGAUUCUCUCCAACCCCAAGUUUGCAGAGCAUGGAGAGACCCUGGCCAUGAAGGGAUUGACCCUGAACUGUCUGGGGAAGAAGGAAGAGGCCUACGACCUGGUGAGGAGAGGCCUGCGCAAUGACCUCAAGAGCCACGUCUGCUGGCACGUGUACGGCCUCCUGCAGCGCUCCGACAAGAAGUACGACGAGGCCAUCAAGUGUUACCGCAACGCUCUGAAGUGGGACAAGGACAACCUGCAGAUCCUCCGAGACCUGUCGCUGCUGCAGAUCCAGAUGCGGGACCUGGAGGGCUACAGGGAGACGCGCUACCAGCUGCUGCAGCUGCGCCCCGCACAGCGGGCCUCCUGGAUCGGCUACGCCAUCGCCUACCACCUCCUGGAAGACUACGAGAUGGCCGCCAAGAUCAUCGAAGAGUUCCGGAAAACACAACAGACGUCUCCAGACAAAGUGGACUACGAGUACAGCGAGCUGCUGCUGUACCAGAACCAGGUGCUGAGGGAAGCGGGCCUGUACAAGGAGGCUCUGGAGCAUCUGUCCAGCUACGAGAAGCAGAUCUGUGACAAGCUGGCUGUGGAGGAGACUCGAGGAGAGCUGCUGCUGAAGUUGGAGCGUCUGGACGAAGCCACAGAGGUCUACCGCCGGCUGCAGGAGAGGAACCCAGAGAACUGGUCCUAUUACCGCGGCUUGGAAAAUGCCCAAAAGCCAGGCGGCGUAGAAGAGAGACAAAAGAUCUAUGAAGACGCCUGGGAGAAGUUCCCUAAAGGACUGGUUCCUCGCCGACUGCCCCUCAACUUCCUCUCCGGCGAGAAGUUCCGAGAGUGCCUGGACCGGUAUCUGCGGUUGAACUUAAGCAAAGGCUGUCCGCCGGUCUUCACCACGCUAAAAUCACUGUACAGCAACAAAGAAAAGGUGUCAAUCAUAGAAGAGUUGGUCGUCAGCUAUGAAACCACUUUGAAAAGCUGCCGAAUGUUCAACCGGAACGAUGACGGCAAGGAGGAGCCGCCCACCACGCUGCUGUGGGUGCAGUACUUCCUGGCGCAGCACUACAACGUUAUCGACCAACAGACACUGGCUCUGGAAUACAUCAACGCGGCCAUCGAGAGCACGCCGACGCUCAUCGAGCUGUUCCUCAUAAAGGCGAAGAUUUACAAGCACGCCGGCAACAUCAAAGAGGCGGCGCAGUGGAUGGACGAGGCCCAGGCUCUGGACACCGCCGACCGGUUCAUCAAUUCCAAGUGUGCCAAGUACAUGCUGAAGUCCGGCAUGGUCAAAGAGGCCGAGGAGAUGUGCUCCAAGUUCACCAGGGAGGGGGCGUCGGCCGUGGAGAACCUCAACGAGAUGCAGUGCAUGUGGUUCCAGACGGAGUGCGCGCUCGCCUACAAGUCCAUGAACCGGUUCGGAGACGCCCUGAAGAAGUGCCACGAGAUCGAGAGGCAUUUUGUGGAGAUCACAGACGACCAGUUUGACUUCCACACGUACUGCAUGAGGAAGAUGACGCUGCGCUCCUACGUGGACCUGCUGAAGCUGGAGGACGUGCUCCGCAUGCACCCCUUCUACUACAAGACGGCCGUCUGCGCCAUCCAGAUCUACCUGAGUCUCCAUGACAACCCGCUGACCGACGACAGCAAGGAGCUGCAGGCGGAGACCGCCAACUUCUCGGACAAAGAGCUGAAGAAGCUGAGGAACAAGCAGCGGAGGGCCCAGAAGAAGGCCCAGCUGGAGGAGGAGAAGAAGAUCGCGGAGAAGGAGAAGCAGCUCAAGAACCAGAAGAAGAAGAAGGAGGACGACGACGAGGAGAUCGGAGGACCCAAGGAGGAGCUGAUUCCUGACAAGCUCGUCAAGGUCGAGUAUCCUCUGGAAGAAGCCGUGAAGUUCCUGAUUCCUCUCAAACAUCUGGUGAAGGACAAAAUCGACACGCACCUCCUGGCCUUCGAGAUAUACUUCAGAAAAGAGAAAUACCUGUUGAUGCUCCAGUCCGUGAAGAGGGCGUUGGCCAUCGCCCCCGGCCACCCGUGGCUCCACCAGUGUCUAGUCCGCUUCUUUAAAGGAGUCUCCGAGAGCACGGAGCUGCCCGUGGUGGUCCGGACGGUCCUGAAGCAGGAGAUCACCCGGCUGUUCGGAGACAGCAAUGCCAUGAGCUUCAACCAGGCCUACCUCACUAAGCACUCGAACUCCAUACCACACCGACUGGCCGCUGCGAAGAUGAUGGUGCAUCUGGACUCAUCGACGGAGACGAAGGCCGCGGCGCUCGCCAGCGCUCUCGACGAGUCCCUGAACAACAGAAGCAUACAGAUCUGCACGGAGGUCCUGGAGUGUCUCCGGGGCGCCGUGCUGGGCGACUGCAAGGAGCUCGCCGAGUCGUACCGCGCCGAGUGCCGCCAGCUGUACCCGUACACGCUGGCGUUCACGCCCCCGGGCUACGAGGAGAACGCCAAGAUCGCCAACGGAGACGUGUCCACGGAGACGGAGGAGCUAGCCAAUGAGAUGUGAGCGCCGACGGAACAGCGACACGAGAGCGAGAGAGAGAGAGAAGGAGAAGGAGAAGGAAUUGGGCCGAGCACAGAGCCUUGUGGUACGCCCCGGCGGCCAUCUUUGUCCAGCCAGACACACGGGGAGGGAAAACGGAAAAAAUGGGUGUUUUCGUUCUUUUGGCGCCGCUUCAUCGGGUCGGUCCUGGCUCGGCUCGGCUCUCUCCCACGUGGUGGAAAUCAGGACUGUGUGUGUGUGUGUGUGUGUGUGUGUGUGUUUGUUGAGAGCAUGUGUGCGGUUGUGUAUAUUUGUGGGGAAAGAAGAGGGGGGGGGGGGGGGGGGUGAAGAGGAAGAUAACGGAAUGGCCAUUUUACUUUUUUUUUUUUAAUAAAGCCGACAUCCAAGCUGAAAAAUAAACGUUGUCAGACUGUCGGGACGAGACUGUGAUGGACCGACGCGUCCGUUUCCCCGGGAGAUGAUCGGCGACAGACGCCGACCGCACGAGUUCUGACACACUGCGUCUCCCCCCCCCCCCCCCCCUCUUAUUUUUAAAAAACAAAGCUCAUUUAAAUGAUAAUAGGACACUAACUGUCACUGGGGAGGGGGGGGGAGGCCGAGCUGAGUGGAUCUACUCUCUGAUGGAUCUGUAGGAAGCUGAGGAGGGUGAGGAGGCGGAGCUACUGAGGAUCAUCUGUAUCUGCUGUGUGGAGGACCUGAACAUGUGAACACACUUUUUUCUCCAUUUUUUUUUGUUCCACCCCCGGUUAAAAUUUUGUUUGUCUGUUUAAUAAUGGAGCUUCUCAUAGCACAGGUUUAAAAAAAAAUACUACACUGUUGUGUGUUUGUGUGCGCCAUUUCAAGUACAGCGAUUCUCUGUUUAACACUUUUUUACAUAAUUAUGAGCCAUUUGGAUCGAUCUAAAGCAUAAAGCAAUACCCUAGACGGCCUCCGGUCCGGAGGCGGAUCCCUGGAGCUCUUUACUGAUGACGCUUCAUCUCUAGACGCGGUUCUCCUGCAGAGCCGCUCGCGUCACUCGUUUAGAAACGGUUUUAUUAUGACGGCGUGAACACGGGGAAUGUUUCCUCUCUGAGGGGCUCGUUCUUCUCUUUCAUUCAAAAUGGCUCCUCCCCAAAAGGUCAGAGUUCAGGGUCCAAAGGUCCCGUGGCCCCCGAAGUGACGGAAGGGAAAAAUGUUACACGGCUAUUAAAUUUAUGAGCAUCUGGAAUUUUGUUAUAUAUAUUUUUCUCCCAUUCCUCCCUCUUUCCCCCCCCCCCCCCAAUAAUCUUAUUUUUCUUCCCCAGUUUUCCUCUUGAUUUGGGUUCUAAUGUGAAAGAUGAAAUCUCUGAGAUGGAAAUGUAUGAUAUCUCUGGAUUUUUAUUUUUUAUUAAAACCAAACUAAAGAAAACUUGAUUAUUCCUUUUCAUCUGUCUUGUGAAGCCACUGUUAAACACACACCUCGGAUGUGUACAAUUCAUACAGUUUGUUAGUUAAGUAUGGAUUUGUUAUUAAAAAAUAAAAUCAAAGCCAGAGUUGGUUUACAAACUAA
Molecule: messenger RNA, 5556 nt
Organism: Pseudoliparis swirei
Lineage: Eukaryota; Metazoa; Chordata; Actinopteri; Perciformes; Liparidae
Gene: naa15b
Product: N-alpha-acetyltransferase 15, NatA auxiliary subunit b
Exons: 20
Coding region: 1587-4031 (814 amino acids)
Biological process (GO): N-terminal peptidyl-methionine acetylation
Cellular component (GO): NatA complex; cytoplasm
Molecular function (GO): protein binding; protein-N-terminal amino-acid acetyltransferase activity
Source: RefSeq, a predicted model, not a curated record